AUGUCUUCAUCGCAAGGCUUUGCUGAGCAUAGUGGGGGUGAUUCUAAGUCAUCUGCCUUUUCUUCCAGCUCCACUGGCACCGCAAAGAAGGCUGCAUUCACUUUCCAGUCUCGAGGACGCCCCUCCGACCCUCCAACCAGCAAGAGUCGCCCCUUAGCCCGUCGCCCGCAUCAGCUCGGCCAUGACGAUGAUUCCUCCGACGAAGAGCGUGCCCCCGCCCACGAAGAAAUUUUGGGCUUCGAUACGCAUACCGGUGGCCAGAUCACCGCUGAUGGCAAAGCUGUCAGCGAUGCGAACCAACCACUCGUGAUUCCUGUGACGAGUAAGAAUAAUUGGCGUGACCGCCCAGGCACAAAUGCGAGGAAGGGCAAGAAGAAUCUGCUUCCACGUGAAGUGCAGGCUAUGCGAGAAGCGCAAAAGAAUGGACAGGCCCCGGCCGGAGGAGCGGUUGAGACUGAAGGCCCGAGCAUGGCCUAUGGCCUUAGUUUUGCCCAAAAGCCUUCUGAGCAAGAUGAGGAGAUUCCCACUGUCAAAGAGGAUCAACCUAUGCAUCAUAUACAGCCGAUUUCAACCGAAGACCAGAAACCUCUUACGGAAGACCAGUUAGCUAUGCAAGCUCUACUCAAGGAGACUACCGGUGAAGUAGAGCGGCGGACAGACCUCGUGAUUGAAUCCUCUAAGCACGACGAGGAUGAGGAGCCCUUCAGGCGCCACGACGAAACAAGCUCUUUCCGAACAGACGUGGCUUCCCGCCCCGAAUCUGCCACUAUAGAUCAAUACAACGCUAUCCCGGUGGAAGAGUUUGGAGCUGCGCUUUUGAGAGGUAUGGGUUGGAAGGACGGUCAGUCUAUCGGACGGGGUGAUUACAGCUCCUCCACAGCUGCGCAGAAAGCAAAGAAUCCCACUGGCCCAGAGCGACGUCCGGGAUUCUUGGGAAUUGGCGCUAAGGAUUCAGGAAAGGGUGCUGAAGUGGAGCUUGGUGCGUGGGGAAAGUCAGCCAUGCGCAAAGCAUCAAGGAAACAGGGUGAAGAAAAUGCGAGCGGCAACGUCGAAGGUGUCUACAUGCCUGUUACGAUGCGGAACAAGAAGACCGGUGAAUAUAUCACCGAGGAAGAGCUCGCAGAGUUGAAGGAGUCCUCCAAGUCACAAGUUGAGAAAGAUGACUGGCGCGAGAGACGGGAUCGCAAUUUAGAGAAGAGCGGUCGUGACAGGGACCAGGAUCGAGAGUACCGCAAACGCGACUAUGACGACGACCGCUCUGAUCGAAGGAAUGGCUCCUCCCGCCGGGAUCGAAGCUCAUCUGCUAGCCGUCAUUCAUCUCGACGCUCAAAAUACGACGAUGACGAUGACCAUCGGAGGGAAGAUCGCUCUCCUCGUGACCGAGACCGGGAACCAGCUCGCGACACUCCUCUCAUUCGUCUCGAAACGAUCGUAACCGCGACCGCGACUCUCGUCGAAGCCGGAGAGAUGACUAGAGGAUGA
Penicillium daleae is the source of this 1482-nucleotide messenger RNA. It is a transcript of the gene spp2, whose product is annotated as spliceosome ATPase-activating subunit SPP2. NCBI's taxonomy places the organism in Eukaryota, Fungi, Ascomycota, Eurotiomycetes, Eurotiales, Aspergillaceae. The record is from RefSeq and is a predicted model, not a curated record. Gene Ontology annotation, biological process: mRNA splicing, via spliceosome. Bases 1 to 1482 code for a protein of 493 amino acids. Gene Ontology annotation, molecular function: nucleic acid binding. Gene Ontology annotation, cellular component: spliceosomal complex. The transcript has 2 exons.